AUGAACUUAUUGUUGUUGCAGCACCAGGAGCAGGCGGAUGACGCGUUUUACAGCACCUACGGCGGCAGCAGCAACAUUCAAGAUGAUGGUGGUCAAGUGCAACAAGGCACUACCUAUUACAACGCACCAGUGGCUCACAGAAUCAGCAGCAGCACCGGCAGGUAUGCUUCAGAAGCUGCUGCUGCUGAUGAGCUGGCCCUUAUUGAAGUUGGCGAUGAUGCUAGAACACAUCAGCUGCCAGCAAGUGGUGGUUUUGCCAGUGGUCCUGCUCCUUCCAACUACAUCUCUUCAUCCUUCUAUAGUGAACCGCAGUCAUACCAUGGCUAUUUAACCUACCUUGACCAAGCCCCUGCUGCUCCUGACACUGGUGCAGAUGCAGGUGCUCAGCCGCCGGUCGGUCGAUUCACGGUCGCGCACCCGCAGGUCGUCAAGCGCCGGUUGGUCCAACCACCAGCCACGGCAGUCCUUGGUCUUGCCAAUCCCCAGCCCACUGAAUGGCGGUCCGGUCACCCGAUUGUCAGGGCACCCCGACAAUUGGGAUACCAUUCUGCUAACCAAAUUGCGGAAAGAAUCAGCAUGAUUCUUGUCACCCAAUUGUUUGAGUGCCCCAACAAUCGGGUGACCGGACCGCCAUUCAGUGGGCUGGGGAUUGGUGAGACCAAGGACUGCCCUGGCUGGCGGUUGGACCAACCGGUGCUUGACGACUGGCGGGUGUGCGACCGUAAUUUGACCAACUGGCGGAUGACCAGGUAUCACAUUUGUCAUUCCCUGAUGGUGAUGCACAACACCAACAGGGAAUUGAACAUGCUUUCAUUCGCAGAACAUCAGGACUCUGCUGUAUUGAUGUGGCCCGAGAUGACGAGCUAUGGUCGGGCAUUGGUAGCUGGUGGUGAUGCCGCAUCAACAGCAGCGGGUGCAUCGUCGUUGUUUGAUCAUCAUCAUCAAGUCCAUCACCAACAACGACAACAACAACAACAACAACAACGACGAGAAAAACCCUCGCCAUCCCCUGGUGUUAUUGAUGAGAGUAAUGAUGUUAAAGACAUCAAGGACGAUGGGCCGAGAACAAACACCAUCUUGGACUACAUGCCGAGUCUGGUCCAGCUGCGGCCCACCUUCGCAGCAGGGCCGGAGUGGCAGACGACGUGGAGGGACCGGGCCGAGUCUGCCCUCUCCAACGUGUUGGACGUCGACUACCACCUGCGGGACGUGCACAGCUACCUGGACAGCCUGUGGGGCAUGCGGAGGCUCAAGCGGUCUGCUGCUGCUUCUUAUUCGGAGCACAUGAUCAGGCCGCGGGACGAGGAGGAUGAGGGAGAAGGAGAAGACAAAGACAACCACAAGAAUACACCGAGUCAGCAGCCUUCUUCUUCUCUGCCGCGGCUGCUGGGCAAUGGCUGGCAGGGCACGUGGCUGCUGGGAAGACACAUGAUGGUGGGGCCAGCAUCAGAUGCGGGUCGUGGUGGUGCAGCAGUGGAGCCCAUCAACAGGUACGUGAGCUGA
Molecule: messenger RNA, 1503 nt
Organism: Notodromas monacha
Lineage: Eukaryota; Metazoa; Arthropoda; Ostracoda; Podocopida; Cyprididae
Source: the annotation of a GenBank genome assembly